Molecule: messenger RNA, 2248 nt
Organism: Saprolegnia diclina VS20
Lineage: Eukaryota; Oomycota; Saprolegniomycetes; Saprolegniales; Saprolegniaceae
Exons: 9
Coding region: 46-2106 (686 amino acids)
Molecular function (GO): dipeptidyl-peptidase activity
Source: RefSeq, a predicted model, not a curated record
GCCCGGUGCUGCGCAAUCUUCGACCUUCGGCGUCCGAGCAGCCUCAUGCAUGCUUCCACGGACCUCCAUGAGGUCUACCCCAAGAACUCGCUCCUCUGGCGUGCCGUGACCGUCGUCUUGCUCGGCUGCGCACUGCCGUUCGUCGUGGUGCUUGGCCUCCUCGUGGGCCUCUACGCCUGCGUGGCCAAGCUGCGCGCGUGCUGCCGUCCGCGCAAGCCUCAUGUGACCGACCGGUUCACUGCGUACCCGCCGCCCGCGCCGGCCGCCAAGGUCGCGUACACGAUCGAGUCGACGUACGUGACGAUGGCUGAUGGCACGCGCAUUGCACUCGAUGUCUACCUCCCAAUGGGCCCCAUGCAAGCGCGGCCCGUCGUCUUCAACCAGUCGCGCUACCAGCGGUCGGUCUCGCUGCGCUGGCCGUUCCGCCUCCUCGUCAACGGCGGCAAGCCCGUGGGCUUCAUCAACAGUGGCUUCUUUGCGCGCAUGCUCGCCGACGGCUACGCCGUCGUGUCGAUGGACAUUCGCGGCUGCGGCGCGUCGUUUGGUGUCAACACACGCCCUUGGAACCUCCAAGAGCGCCUCGACUCGGUUCAAAUCAUGGACUGGAUCGUGCAGCAACCCUUCAGCAACGGCCAGAUCGCGCUCUGGGGCAUCAGCUACGAAGGGACGGCCGCGUACCUCACUGCUUCCAUGAAGCACCCGGCCGUCAAGGCGUGUGUGCCCAUGUACAUGUUCUACGACGUCUACCACGACAUUGCCUGCCCUGGUGGCAUCACGCAACACUACUUCCCAACGCUGUGGCAGGCCUUCAACUCAGUCGUCGAUAGCAACGACUAUGGCAAGCUCGACUUGAUGCUGCGCAUGGGGUCCUGGUUCAUCCAAGGCGUCACACCGGCGUCCACGUCGUUCUCAGAUCUGGUAGCCUCGUUGUGCCAGAUGGGCACGGUUCACCAAAAGGCAACUGUAGAUCACACCGACCUUGCUGCGCAAUUCGCCGUCGGUCACGACGCCCGACACCACCGCGGGGGACCUCUCGCUCCACCAGGUCUACCACGCCUUUCAAGAGGCCAACGUACGUCGUCAUCACAUAUUGUGCCGACGCUCUUUUACAGCGGUUGGUUCGACGCGACAGCGCGGAGUGCGCUCCAAGGCUUUUGCAACCUCCCGACGUCGAGCAAGGUGGUCAUUGGGCCCUGGAAUCAUGGCGGUCUCCAGUUCUGGAAUGUGGACACCAACACGUCCCAGAUGCCCGAGUUUGACCACUUUACACCGGUACUGGAGUUCCUCCAGCACCAAUUUCAGAUCGCACGGAACCCGUCGAUGCCCGAGCUCGAGCUCGAGCCGCUCGUUCCGUCGGCCACUCACCACUGGCAGCGGGGCGUCGACUACUUUUUACUGGGCGAUAACCGCUGGCAGCACAGUGCAACGUGGCCUGCGCACACACGCCGCUGUGUCUACUACCUCUCGAUGGAUACGCCGCACGCGCUCACCCCAACCCUCUCGCACGUGACGGGCGGCACGGCAACCAUGUCGGUGCUUGGCCAAAAGUCAAUCGGGGGCAACUCGCGCUGGCAUGCGACGAUUCGGAUCCGCGACCCGAUUGCGUAUACACACUGGGAGGCGACCAAUCACAUUGUGUUUACGUCCGCGCCGCUCGAGAGCCCGCUCAAGAUUGUCGGUAGCGCUGUCGUGACGCUCUGCAUUGCGUCGUCGGACGUCGACGCCGACCUUUUCGUGUACCUUGUGGCCGUGCACCCGCGAACCAAGGCUGUGUCGUACAUCACCGAAGGCCACAUGCGCGCGAGCCACCGCAAGGAGACGACGGCACCAACGCUGCCGUCCGCGCCGGACGCCGAUGUGCCCAACCACAGCUUCCACGUCGAGGAUCAGAUGCCGCUGGUGCGCAACGAAGUCGCCAGCGUCCGCUUUGGUCUGCUCCCGAUCGCAUACCGUGUGGCAACCGGCUCCUCGAUCCAGGUGCGCAUCGGCGGGCGCGACGAGCGCCACUUCUACGACGCAACGCCGCCCACGGGCCGCGACGUGACGCUCCACGCGUCACCAACGCACGUCGCCAGUCUCGACUUGCCGAUCGUAGCGACCGAAUAGUCACCGAGAGCUAAUGACAAGUCCAUGUUGACGCAAGUGCGUCGGUGAGCUGCAGGCGGUGGUCGUGUCAUAUAGCAGGGCAUUGAUUCUUGGAUAGAUAUACACUUAAUCGUAUGUAAGCGUCCUUAGAUGAUAUAUUGGA